GCCGGGGCCGUGCCGGGCCGCCGUGCCAGGGCCGUGCCGGGCCGCCGCCGCCGCGCCAUGGCGGCCUGAGCCGCGCUCUGCCCGGCCAUGGAGCGCGGCGCCCCGGCCCGCGGUGCCGCCGUGCGCUACAGCGCCCAGCUGCAGGUGAGCACACCGGGCGCGGGGAGAGCCCGCAGCGCCUGCCAGCCUUGUGCCGAGCUGCCGCGUGCUCUGCUCGCUCCGGUUCCUUCAAGCCUGGUGGGUUCAGGGCUGCUCUGGAUCCCUCAGGAAGGAGGGAUUCCAGCUCACCCUUGGGUAAGGUCAGGAGAAGCUCUUUGGGAGACGUUGCUGAGCUCAGCAGAGCAGAAAAAAAAAAACAGCUUUGGGGAAGUGGAGAUCACCUGUCAGUGCCGGCUUUGGGUCUCGGUGUCAGUGCUGCCGUUGCUCCGGGGGUUUUGGUUUCAGCUGAGGGCUGUGGGGUUUGAGUAAAGGUAAACUCCGUGCUACUGAGUUGUGUGCAGAGUCUGGCUCUGGGUUGUUUAGCAACAGAUCUGACUAAACCUGUUCAAGUAUCAUAAAGGACAAUUUUAACCGAGAGCUGUGGGGCUUCAUUAAUUAACCGCUGCAUUAUUUACCAGUGUGUUCUGAGACCUGAGUGAGCUUCUUGUGUAGAUCUUCCCGGCUGAGGGUUGGGCAGGGACGGCUGAGUUUGGGUUGCACCUCCAGAGCCUGUUCUGUGCCACAGAGCUGUUCCAAACACAGGGUUUUGGGUUAAAGCAGGCCAGCAGCAUUUCCCACCCCACCCUACCUGCAGGCUGUGUGGUGUCUGUCUCCAAGGCCUGGCUUUAGUAGUUAUUAUCUCACAGCAACAUAGGAGUUGGUGGUUCUGUCACUGAUCAAAAAGCUGGCCUACAGCAAGAAAUUUUCUCUUGCCUUCAGUUCCACUGUCCGGUGUGUGCCAUGACUGGGAUUGGGAAGGAGAUGCUCUUGCUGAAGCAGUCCAGCUCAAGCUUCUUGUCCCUGGCCAGGCUGGGGUAACACUUGUGGGACAUGAUCUUCCCUGCCUGGCUUGUUCUCUUGGCAGAAGGUAGCUUUGUGCUCUGAUUUGUUUUUAUGCAGGACUGAGGACUCAAGUGGGUCCCUUCCAUGGUUCUGGAUCAGUUUUCCCCCUGUGUCAGUUCAAGAGAGACUGAUCUGAUCCAGAGCAGCUUCCCUGAAGACAGUACCUGCCCUCCUGGCAGGAAACAACACAAAUAUUUUGUCACCCAUGGACUGUUGUUAGACUUUGCCCCUUAUUCCUCCACUUAUGAGAGUGGAGGAAAUUAGUGGUUUUGAAACGUCUUGUGUCUCCUCCUGUGCUGAUAAAGGAGCUGCCGUAGUUUUUGGGCUAAAGAGAAGCUGCCCCUCUUCCUUAGAAAGGUGCAGAGUGUUUCCUUGGGGUAGUGGCUGGCAGGUGAGCUGCUGCUUGGGCCAGUUUGGCUGGUGUUGGUGCCAAAAGCAAACAGGGAUAAGGAAGACACAAUGAGAAAAGGGCUGAGGCCAGACCUUUGCUCAGCAAAUGAAAGAUCACUGUGUAAAACCUUUGAGGGAGCAGCGAGAGUGUUUUGAGGGCCUGGCGUGUGGAAGGUAUCAGGGCAAAGGUUCUCCCCUUGCCCGGGGUAGAAUCUAUCAUUUCCAUCCAAAGGCCGCCUGGGACAGACUGGGAAACAAUGCCCUGCAAUAUCCGGGCCAUGGGCUGGGAUGGGGAGGGAGCAGCCAACAGGGAUGGGGUUGGCAGACAGAGACUUUCCUGGUUGGAGGUGCUUGUGUUUUCCUGGCUGUUGGCUUCAAACAUUGAAGACUCGUGGUCCUGAUCCAUCUCAGAACUGCAGGAAUGAGUAAAGUGUCAAAAGGAUUGUGGAGGUUGAGGUCUGGGGCUCUGCUGCUUUGGUUAAGCUGCUGGAGGCAGUUCUGUUUUCCAGGCAGUUCUGUCUGUACCAGGAAAGACAUACGAGUGAUUUAAAUCAGCUGUUUGCAUCUGUGGCAUGUUUCUCUGCUGCUCUUGGGACAUCAGUGUGUUGUAAGGAGGAAUUUUAUGGCCCAUAGGUACACACAUCAGGGCUGUAGGGUACCUUUAUUCCCAGCUUCUCCCCAAGAGUUGUUCAGAUUUAAGUGUAAAAUUCUCUGCUACCACAGACACACAGAAGCGUGGUAGCUUUUUCUGAGCUGCUGUGAUGCAGAACAGAGCUGCACCCAUCAGCCUGGACGGGGCAGCAAGCCAAGCCUGUGCUAUCUCUGCAAACAUUAACAUUAGUAUCUUCUAUAAUAAACCUAAAGGAAUUUGUUUUCUCGUAUGACUCAGAGUGGUCACAAGACAAUCUGCUGUAGAGGGUUAAGCUCAAACUUGGUAUGUGAAAUAGGUGUGUGUGUGACCUGUAUCUUUCACUAUUGCACCUGCCCUCUAUGCCUGAAGAUGCAGUCUGUAGGACUCUUGUCUUUGAGCUCUUGCCCCAUAUUCCCUUUUUAGUUUUGAUGUCAUCAUUUUAUACCUUCAUUGUCCUUAAUACAGAACUGAAGGUGAAAAAUAAUGCACUGGAAAAGUUUCUUCAGUACUUUGCUGCCUGUGGUGAGGCAGCACAGCACGAAUCCAUGUUACGUAAGUUUCACUUCCCAUGUGUGCUGUUUCCAUGUAUUUGUUAUCAAGAGUAAGAAGAGAAGUGAGAUGAUUCUUAUCAGAUCUUUUUCCCUGUUUGGGUUUGCAGCAAGAAUUGGUGCAAGAGUUGAUUUAAGGAUGGUGUAGCUGUACUUGAGCGACUUGGCUGAAAUAAGUUGCACAUGCUGUUUACAUUUGUUUUACUUUUCCAGAUGGGUAACAGGCUGUUUUCCCUCAUACCAGCAUCGCAAAGCUGAUGUUGGCUUUCAACAUGAUUCAGGAAUUCUCAGCUUUUGAAAAUACAACUUUUCUGGCUGUUUUUGCCACACAAGCCCACCCUGUUGGUCUCCUGAGCUCUGAACUGGCCUGCUGGCUAUGUCGUGAGACUGUGGCCCAGUCGAUGGGUUUCAUUCCUCUCGUUUCUCAUGUGGUAUUUGUUUUAGUUUUUAUUGAACACCACCCGAGGCAGGUGUGGCUAAAAAGGGGGAGGUGGGAAUUGCCUCUCAGAUACACAGGCUGGGAUCUCCAAGUUCUAAUUGCCCUCAGGAGUCUAACCAUGCAGUCCAAUGACUCUGCUUCAUCUCUGACCUCCCUGUGCCUCCUCCAGCCUGGUAUGUUAUGGGUUCCUUUUCUUGGUGGUUUAGAUUGGUCUCAGAUGGUGACUUUUUUUGCUGUGAGAUUUUAUUUGGUUGCACACCUGCUCUUACCUUGUAUGAUCUGGGCAGCUUUGGCCCUGAGCAGUGCCGUGGCAGACCGGCAGAGUAUGAAGUUGGAAAAGUCAAAGGAAGUAGGUAAAUCUCAUGUCUGGUGCUGGAUGAACAAAUUAACUGGUGGUCAUAAAGGACUUGUGAAACUAAUGACCAGGAGCCCAGUCCUUCUGUGGGUCAGAGUCCUGCGAGCAGAUGCAGACACUGAGGGGGACAUGGAGCGCCUGUUUUGGAGGAGAGUGGAACAGUAAGAGGUUUGGUGACUGGGACACGUCACCAUCUGGGAGUGCCAAACAAGGCAGAAACCAGCCUCUAUGUGGGAUGCUGAUUCCAGUGGGACCCCUGCUUUGCACACAUCAUGGUGGAGAGCAGUAUUCUCUGGCAUAUCCCAGCCUUUCCAUGAUCCCUCACUGAGGAGAAUCUCUCUGCUUUCCUCUAAGAUCUCCAGUGCAGAGCUGGGUCCCACCGCCCCCUUGUGCCAGCUGCAUUUCCUGCUGACAGAAUUAGUCACUUCUGCAUCUGGUUUGUCCAGUUGGACAGAGCACAGUCACCAUCUAAAAAUACAUCGUGUGGCUUACAGAAGGAGGAGUGAGAGGUCUGCUCUUCCCAGGAUUGAGCUCAGACUCUGUGCAGAAGAGCAGGAACCCUCCAAGCGCUCUAUAAAUCCAUCUAUGUGCACUUAUUUUCCAAGUUUCUUCAUGGAGUCGGUACUCCAGGGGAAACUGAGGCAUGAGAGAUCUGGGACAGUGCCUGUCUGAACCUUUCCCUGGAUUGGCUUUUCUGCCACAGCUGAUGCUGUGACCAGUGUGGGUCACACUGCCUGUGGGGGGAGCCUGGCCAUACCGGCAAGGACUGAGUGAGGAGGAGCAGGAGGAAGUAACUGCUGCAGUGACUAAGGCAGAGAGAAUAUCAAGGGAGGUUUUCUGUUAAUAAUGUUUAUUUGAGCAGUUUCCUUAAGAAGGAUGAGACAGUCAGACCUUGAGUCACUUGGGGCUAGAGACGGUUUCUGGAGGAGCCAUGGACAAGGACAUGAACAACCUGGACGAAGGGGUGGAGUUCCUCCCUGCCAUGAAUUCCAAGAAGAUGGAGAAGCGCGGACCAAAGCGGCAGGUGGUCAUCACUGUGCUGAUCAUUGUUUUUCUGCUUGUCUCCCUCACCACUGGCCUCCUGUUCUGGCACUUCAAAUACAGGAACACACCUGUCCAGAAGGUUUUCAAUGGCCACUUGCGGGUUCUGAACUGGGAAUUCCUGGAUGCCUAUGAGAACUCCAGCUCUCCAGAGUUCAGUAUGCUGGCCAAGAAGGUGAAGAGCACGGUGGAGGAGAUCUACAGGAAUCAUGCUGAUAUUGGUCCUUACCACAGAGAGACAGUAAUCACUGCCUUCAGUGAAGGCAGUGUCAUUGCCUACUACUGGUCAGAAUUCCUUGUGCCUAAAUACCGGGAAGGGAGCCUGGACAGGGCAAUGGCUGACAAGCAGAGCCUGGUGCAGAGGUGGAACCCCCGCCUGAGAAACCCCAUGCUGAAGGUGGAGUCAGUCAUUGCUUUCCCUGUGGACCCCAGCAUAGCUCACUCUGCCCGGGACAACAGCUGCAUGUUCUCCCUUCAUGCCAAGGAAGGGGAGGUCACCAGUUUCACCACGCCGGGCUUCCCCAACAGCCCAUACCCCAACAAUGCCCUCUGCUACUGGGCAUUGAGGGCAGAUGCCAGUUCCAGCAUCAGUCUCACCUUCAAGACCCUGGAGCUGGAGCCAUGCAGAGAUGACAGUGACUACAUCAAGGUGUAUGACUCGCUGAGCCCUGUGGAGCCCCACGCCUUGGUUAGGCUUUGUGGGAAUUAUGCCCCAUCCUACAACCUGACCUUCCUGUCCUCCCAGAAUGUCAUGCUAGUCACGUUGGUUACCAACAAGGAGGGGCGAUUCCCUGGCUUUAAGGCUGAGUUCUUCCAGCUCCCAAAGAUGAAAGCCUGCGGUGGGAUCCUGAAGGGAGACAGUGGCACCUUCACAACUCCCUAUUACCCAGCACACUACCCCCCAGACAUGGACUGUGUCUGGAACAUUGAGGUUCCCUCUAUAAAGAACGUGAAGGUGCGUUUCAACAUGUUCUUUGUGCUGGAGCCUGGGAUCCCAGUCAGCUCCUGCACCAAAGACUAUGUGCAGAUCAACGGCACAAGGUACUGUGGGGAGCGCUCCCAGUUUGUGGUGGCCAGUACCACCAACAAAAUCGAGCUCCGGUUCCACUCAGACCAGUCCUACACAGACACAGGCUUCUCUGCAGAGUUCCUGUCCUACGACUCCAGUGACCCCUGCCCUGGCAAGUUCACUUGCAAUACUGGCCGCUGCAUCGACAGGAGCAUGCGCUGUGAUGGGUGGCUGGACUGUGUGGACGGCAGUGAUGAGAGGUCCUGCACCUGUACCGAGCAGCAGUUCAGGUGCCAGAAUGGCUGGUGCAAGCCAAAGUUCUGGGUCUGUGACAAUGUGAACGACUGUGGCGACAACAGCGAUGAGCUACAAUGCAGCUGUUCAGCUGACAGCUUCAAGUGCAACAACGGGAAGUGUGUCCCCAGCACACAGAAAUGUGAUGGCAAGGACGACUGUGGGGACGGGAGCGAUGAGGGCAGGUGCAGCACAGGCCAGACCACAGUCCCCUGCAAGGAGUACACGUACAAGUGCCGCAGUGGACGCUGCAUCAGCAAACAGAACCCUGAGUGCGACGGGGAGCAGGACUGUGAGGACCACUCGGAUGAGGAUAACUGCAACUGUGGGCUCCGCUCCUACGUCAGGAAGUCACGGAUCGUUGGUGGGCAGAACUCGGACGUGGGAGAGUGGCCGUGGCAGGUCAGCCUGCACGUCAAGGGCCAGGGCCACAUCUGUGGGGCCUCGCUGGUGUCAGCAAGCUGGCUGGUGUCAGCAGCACACUGCUUCCUGCCACUGCAAGGCAUCAGGUACUCAGACCCCAGCCUAUGGACAGCCUACCUGGGGCUGACUGACCAAGGUGACCGCAGCAGCCCCAAUGUGCAAACCCGCAAAAUCAAGCGCAUCAUUUCCCACCCCUUCUUCAAUGACUACACCUAUGAUUACGAUAUUGCUGUGCUGGAGCUGCAGAGCCCUGUCACCUUCACAGCUGUUGUCCAGCCCAUUUGCCUGCCUGAUGCCACCCACAACUUCCCUGUGGGCAAGGACCUGUGGGUGACUGGAUGGGGAGCAACUGCAGAAGGAGGUACGGGAGCUUCCAUCCUGCAGAAGGCAGAGAUCCGGCUCAUCAACCAGACUGUGUGUAACCAGCUCCUGACAGAUCAGCUGACGCCACGCAUGAUGUGUGUGGGGAUCCUGACCGGUGGUGUGGAUGCCUGCCAGGGAGACUCUGGGGGGCCCCUGGUCAGUGUGGAGCCCAGUAGUCGGAUGUUCCUGGCCGGCGUGGUGAGCUGGGGCGAUGGCUGUGCCCAGAAGAACAAACCUGGGGUGUACAGCCGGCUCACGAGCCUGCGAGACUGGAUCCAGGAGCACACAGGCCUCUAGGGAUGGAUCCCUGCCUGGAUGCUCUUGGACAGCAAUGGCUGGAGGCACUUGGCAGUGCCAGCCAUGCACAGCCUCUACUGUGAACUUCAACCCUCCCUCUACCUCGCUGCGAGCACCUGGGACUCCACGUGCAACCAGAGCUGAUGGUUUGGUUUAGCCCUUAGUCUGAGAAAUCUAUGUUUGGAGAAGUUUCUCUUGUGGGCAGGGUAAGCUAGUGCCACUCCCAUGAACAAUUUGAAUGAGCCAUCACUCAAGAUUACAUAUAGUAAUAAACUUUUUAAAAAAUCUAAUUAAAAAAAAGACAGUUUGUGUUUAGAGGCAAACUUUAUUGGACAAGUUCAAAAACAAGGUUUCAGCAUAUAUUCUAAGUUGUGCAUUUGUUUUCAAACAGCCAUCCAUACCCUUUCUCUAGUGUUCAGCCAUAGGGGGGUUGAAGGGAGGUCUUACAUAGUUUUGGGGGGAUUCCGUUUGAGAUCCCUCCCUUGUCCCACACCAUGGUCCCCUCCUUCUGUCCUCUGUCCAGCUCUGCUUCUGACAUGGCCAAGUCCAGGACUGGGGGCUGGAAGGAGAGAUGUUGGGCUGAAACACCACCGCUCAUCCUGAGGAAAGGCACAGGCAGAGAUCAAAUGCCAUCACUCACCCCAAAGAAAGCCAUAGGCAGGGCUCAAACACUAUCACUCGCUGUGAGGGAAGCCACAGGCAGAGCUACUGGCACAUGUGGAGACCUAGAGCCCUUGGCAUCACUGGAUUGUGCCUUAAUGUCACACUAAGCUGAGCUGAUGCAGCUUCUCCUGAGCCCCAGGUGCCUGGAAUCACUGUGAAGAGCACAAGGGCUGCACUGAAAUCUUCCUAGAGUGCUCCCCACAAGGACACCACCAGUCAGCUGUGCACACCAGCCUUACACCUAUCUUAAUUUUGUAAAGAAAAAUGUGACUUGUGAAUGUGCUGAUUGUCUUCCUUUUCCUCUGUAGUCUGUUCCUACCCCAGCAAAGCACACUGCAGCUGAGUUAGUCCCUUCCUCACCUGUAAAUACAUUGUUUUGUAAAACUCUCAGAACUGAGAUUCUGCAAUAAACUGGGAUAUUUUCUAA
Messenger RNA from Taeniopygia guttata (zebra finch), 7921 nucleotides. The record is from RefSeq and is a predicted model, not a curated record. NCBI's taxonomy places the organism in Eukaryota, Metazoa, Chordata, Aves, Passeriformes, Estrildidae.